CGUGCAGGUGUUGCAUUACGUCAGCAAGCCACAGUCACACCAUCUGAGGUCAGAGGCUCCGCCCACUCGCAUUUGCAUACAGGAAAAAGCAGCAGCGGCUAUUGGAACACGACCGCAGACCAGAACUCUGUCUUCAGCUCCGCCCACUCAUUUGCAUACAGUGGGAAGGGAGCAACUCCCAUUGGAGAAACUGCAGACCAGAGCUGAGUUCUAGCUCCGCCCCUCUCAUUUGCAUACAGAGGAAGGCAGCAGUUACCACUGGAACGCGGCCGCAGACCAGACCUGUGUUUUUUAGACUCGCUGAGCCUCUAGACUUUAUUUAUUGCUUUUGGCCGAGCAUCAGACUCCAGCGUUAUGGCUUGAGGCCAGUUUUGUACACUUGUUGUUUUUUUGAGGAUGAACAGGUCGUUGAGUUUACGAUUAUCUCGCAGGCAUGGAAAUAAUCUCUACAGCUAUGCGGCGGAUGCCGGGACGAUCCCCGUGAAGGUGAAGAAGGGGAGGACGAAAAGCAAGCUGGGGAGCAGGAAGGGGUUUAGUUUGGAGGAGAAUCAGCUGGAGGUUCAGCAGCAGACCAAGAGCCUGAGCCGGCAGGUCCUGCACAGGUCUCACACUCUUGAUAUCGACAGACCUCUGGAGAGAAGCGAAAGCCUCAACUCAAGAAGUAGUUUUAUGAAGCACAACAAAACUUUCCACAAACUCUUCCCAGAAGUCCCCGAGACUGAAGACCUGCUGCAUGCUUACGUGUGUGCGCUGCAGAAGGAAGUGCCUUAUCACGGCCGUCUGUACGUCACCGACAGCAGCCUGUGCUUCUUCUCCUCCGUGCUGCUCAAAGACACCAAGCUGGUCGUUCCCGUCGCCAGUGUGAGCGUCCUGAAGAAGCAGAACACAGCGCUGCUCGUGCCAAACGCUGUUUCCAUCCGAACCACAGACGGAGAGAAGUAUUUGUUCGUGUCUCUGCGUAACAGAGAAGGCUGCUAUAAGCUGCUGCGAUCCGUCUGUCCUCAGCUGGAGGACGGAAGUGCCAACAGCAGCCCUCUCUUCUCAUCGGCCGAGAACAGCUUCGAUCAGGCCAAACCGCUGCAGAACUCCAGUCACUCCAGUCUGGACGAGCGGGACGAAGUGUCUCCUCAGAUCCAGCUCUCUGCGUCUCCACUUGCUUCAGAAAACACUGCGAUCAAAAGUGCGUCAGCGACUCGCGGCUCACCGCAGACGGCAGACGAGAGCUCGGGUGACGAAGACACCGGAAGUUCGUGGGUCUGGAGCGUGACGGAUAGAGCGCGAUCUCUGCUCAUCCAAAGAGAAGUCAGCAACCUCAACACUCUGCUGCUCAUCUACCUGAUCCUGGUGUUUCUGCUCUUGUUGUCGUCUGGCUAUAUCGGCCUGCGUAUCGUGGCCUUAGAAGAGCAGCUGAUGUCUCUCGGAGCCCUUCCCGAAUUCACCCUACAAAGCGGGUACAAAGAAACGUAAGAGAUCUCAUCCGUCUGAACUUUGGAAAGAACCACCAAAAACCGUUUUUAAAGAUCCACUAGCUGCCGCAGGGAAUGCUGGGAAAGGACCUUUAUUUGCACAUGCGCCAGCUACUAAAACUCUGUGCGUCUUUGCCAAGGAAACAACCAAAGGGCACGCAUUACGGGACGCUGGUGUUGACGAAACGCGGGCGGUUUGUGUUAGCGCUGCAGCAACUCACCCAAAAACAACUAAAGACAACAGGUUUGUCUCUGAAGACUGUCAAAGACAACAAAAACAAACUACUUCCGUGGAAAAGCAUUUCAUCGGUUAUUGCUCAUUGAAGCGCCUUCGUUUGACCACAUUUACAACCAUCCAAAAAUUACGCAAAGAACUUAUUUUUUCUUCGUAAGUUUUAAGUUUCCUUCCGUCUUUUUCGUCAGUCUUUCGGUUUUAUUCUUCCUCUUACAUUUUUUUUUUUCGUAUAAGGGGUUGCGAUAUUACUGGUUUCAGUUUAACGAUAAAAAAGAGCUAAGCUAGCUAACCAACGCUCACUCAUUGUAGCG
Molecule: messenger RNA, 2012 nt
Organism: Sinocyclocheilus grahami
Lineage: Eukaryota; Metazoa; Chordata; Actinopteri; Cypriniformes; Cyprinidae
Product: GRAM domain-containing protein 3-like
Exons: 12
Coding region: 397-1467 (356 amino acids)
Source: RefSeq, a predicted model, not a curated record